UCGUCCCGUUUGUCGGACCGCUUACUGGCCCGAGAACUGUACUUGUUCGAGCAGCGCUUCUUGAUGACGACACUGUGACAAGUGCGUGCUGGUGAGCAUGCGACUCCGACCGUGAUAUGUUGACUUGCGUAUAAAGGCUCGCCGCCUCGGCGUGUCCACGGCGUGUUACUUGAAGUCUCCCAUCGUCACUCGGGCUCAUGUCAGAGCGUGAAGACUCGGACGACGGCGCUGAGGCUGUUCUGCACGGCACAGUCGCGCCAGACGCUCUUCAUGAUGCUACCACCGGCUGCGAAGAGUCAUACCCCGAUCCCUCGAUGUCGAGUGCUGCCACGGCUUCCACACCAGCAGAUCCAUCGACGGAACUGAACGAUUCGCUGUACAUGAAGAUCCUCCGUCCAUCCGACGCGCUCAUACCAAAGCCGCCCGCUACCACCAAUUACUGUUAUUACGGGUGGCCAUUGUCGAUCUGGCAACUGAAAGGCGCUCUCUUACGCAUUUGUCGAUCUUAUGAUCUUGAUGGCGUACCCAUCCCUCGCAUGAUUCCCGAGAUGACCUUCAUGCUCGAGAACAAGUUGGGAUUCCGGUACCCAUUGCGAACCGCUUUUGUCAAGGCGGGGAAGGAAGACAAGGAUUUGCCACUCAAGCUGUACCCAACAGCGCCCGGCAUUUCUUUCCUCUUCCUCGUCGGCACAUGCGGAAAACCCUUUCAAGACCAACGGCCGACACAGGAGCAGGUGAGGAUUUUGACCGACGAAUGGUUCGGGAAUCCAGCUCAGUGGAUGGAGGACGCUAAGAGUAAGGAGGACUGGCUAGGUUACAGUUGGGCUUGUUGAGGACUGGCUAGGUUAUAGCUGGGCUUGUCAGCCUAGGUUAUUCGCCGUGACCUAACGGGGGUUUGCCUCGUGGAUCAAUUUAUCCGCUCCUCGACACACAAUAUCGUGUGCGUAUCAGACUUUACAGUCCAUUGAGCUCGAC
Schizophyllum commune H4-8 is the source of this 975-nucleotide messenger RNA. RefSeq lists its product as uncharacterized. The record is from RefSeq and is a predicted model, not a curated record. NCBI's taxonomy places the organism in Eukaryota, Fungi, Basidiomycota, Agaricomycetes, Agaricales, Schizophyllaceae. Bases 198 to 833 code for a protein of 211 amino acids. The transcript is spliced from 2 exons.